CUUCCCUCCCGUCAUCGUGGCUGGCGUAGCACCAGAGCGAGGCCCUCCAGCGCUGCCGUGCCACUCUACCAAGACUCUGCAGAUGCAUCUUGUCGUCAAAGGCUCACGCACCCCUCACUGUUUUCUCCUCACCUUGCUGAUCCAGGGUCCUCCUCGCUCGACUGCCAAGUGCACGCUGCCAGCACGCGUUGACAUCGUGGCAGUGAAGCUGUGUCUCCACUCGCAUGCCGCGCCUCUCCGUCGGUGCAAAAUUCCAACUUUCGCCCGUUGCCAAUUCAGGCACCUACUCCUGGCAGAUCCGAGACCCGCACCGUUUGGCCUGCGUGCCUGGCACAUCGCUCCGGGGACACCUGAAUCUCAUGAUAGACACAAUCAGAUCUGUAGAUCCUCAGAGCUCCUGGAGCCUGGUAACUUUGACUAGUAGUUAUGCAGACCUCGAGUCCGUCAUCCAGCUACCGCAGCGCCACAGUCAAAGUGAUGGCUUUAUCGCGCGGUGAUCUUGGGUGGUCCUGACUCCUAUGCUGACGAGACGAUGAUGCAAGGAUGGGCCUACCCGCACCACCCGUAGGCCGUCACCACGCGCUUGCGACCCUGGUCUGAAAAUGACAACGGUUCGUUUCAGACGCACCCUGGUCGCUCUCACACCAGUCGAUCGAGCAAGCGAGACCGACUAUACGGGCAGUUUCAAUAGCCACUCGUUGUUGAGCGGACUAUUGUCUGACGAACGCCUCCAUCGAUAGUGCAUACCACGAAUUGAGACUGCAGCUUGAAGGGAGCAGUUUGCAUUUUGUUGCUAUGAGACGUGUCUUGACCACUGUGCAGUUGAGGUCUGGGCGUUUCAAGGCUGCCAUCAUCGAAUACGCGUCGCAAUCUUGCUUUGCAUACUGAUGAGCAAACUGUACCAUACUUACAGUCCAUUCCGGCCAGACUAUAGUUAUGCUCCGGUGUCAUUGAGCAACAAACAAUGCCUUGUUGUUUGCCGACAGUCGUUGUCCAUAACAAAUCACGCCAUCUGCGACGGCAAGGUGUACGCUGCAAACGACACAGCGCCUUCACACGAUUGACUAACACUUCGCUGUACAACCCCAACCCCACUGCAGCGGAGCAGAAGAGAGACCAAUUGGCACAUGCGAAAUCCCAGACACUGCGUGGUUACUGGGGAGGCUGUUUGUACAACGUCGAGGCUGGAGUCACACCAAAC
Molecule: messenger RNA, 1201 nt
Organism: Boeremia exigua
Lineage: Eukaryota; Fungi; Ascomycota; Dothideomycetes; Pleosporales; Didymellaceae
Exons: 1
Coding region: 83-421 (112 amino acids)
Source: RefSeq, a predicted model, not a curated record